CGUCAUUGGGCGAGAUCCUCUCGUGAACUUCGCAUGCGCGAAACAUUUGACGACGACAGGCAGAAGAGGCGUUUGCAACCGGUCAGUUCAAGAAACAUAAGAAUGACCACGCCGUGAUGAAAAACUGUAGGAAUCCAUGCCAUUUCCACCCCACAUCACGCUGUGACUGUUAGUGAGGUAUGGAUAACCUGGAGGAGGACCUGACGUGCUCGGUGUGCUACUCGCUGUUCAGCGACCCCCGCGUGCUGCCCUGCUCGCACACCUUCUGCAAGAGCUGCCUGGACGGCGUGCUGCAUGUCUCCACCAACUACUCCAUCUGGCGCCCGCUCCGCCUGCCCCUCAAGUGCCCCAACUGCCGCAGCGUGGUGGAGCUGCCGCCCAACGGCGUGGAGGCGCUGCCCAUCAAUGUCUCGCUGCGCGCCAUCAUCGAGAAGUACCAGCGCGAAGGCCAGCACUCGCGCCCGCCCACCUGCCCCGAGCACCCGCGCCAGCCGCUCAACGUCUACUGCGUCCAGGACCGCACGCUCAUCUGCGGCUUCUGCCUCACCGUCGGCCAGCACCAGGGCCACGCCAUCGACGACCUCCAGACGGCCUACGUCAAGGAGCGGGACGCCCCGGCGCGGCUCGUGCAGCAGCUGACGGACAAUCGCUGGGCCGAGGUGUGCGGCCUCGGGGAGCAGCUGGAGCAGGAGAAGACGCGGUGCGAGGGCCUGGUGCGGCAGGACCGCGAGGCCGUGGCCCAGUUCUUCCAGGGCGUGGAGCUGCUCCUGUGCCGCAAGAAGGAGGAGUACCUGGCGGCGCUGGACGUGGCCAGCGUGGAGCUGGCACACAGCUACGACCCGCUCAUCGAGAAGCUGAAGGACAUGAAGGAGGAGCAGCUGAGCCUCAUCUCGCUUAGCUCGUCUGUGCAGGACGAGGACUCCCCGCUGGCCUUCCUGGAGAAGGUGCACCUGUUCCGGGCACGCGUCAAGUCCCUCACCCAGAUCCCCAUGCCCAAAGUGGUGCCCCUCUGCAUCUCCCCCCGGGCCAGCGAGUACCUGAGGGACCACUGGGCCAAGGUCACCAUCGGAGGCCUGGAGCAGGGACCUGUCCCCAAGGUGGCCUGUCACGCCAGAGGCUGCUUGGUGAAGCACGUCCUGCCCUCUGGCUUCUCUGGAGUCUGGCUGAACCCCCGGCUGCACCUGCUCCCCCUUAUCGCCCUGCUGGUGGUUUUGGUUGCUGCAGGUCUGUACCUAGAUCCAUUCGGAGGAGCGUCUCUGGUGCUCUCCAUGCUAACCCCACUCGGUGAGCUCUUCCGAAGCCUGACCGAUCAACUCGUUUGGCCCUUUGACAUCCAGGGACCACUGGAGGAUCUAGCCUCGAACGUCUCAGCAAGCAUCUCUUCCUUGGCCGACAGAACAUACCAAUACUUUGCCUUUUUCCUUCAGGCUUUGCAGUAAGAGUGCCCAAGAAUAUGCAGUGUUUUUUCUUUUUGGUUGUGUGGAACAUGGGAUAUUUUUCGUUUGGUGCAUAGAAUAGAGGUACUGUUUUAGAAAACAAAAAGGUUGAAAUGGUCCAGAAUCAGUUAUUGACACGAGACUGCUUUGAACUUGCCAAAACCACAGUCUGCUUAUAACACGUGACCAAGUCUGAGGCAAUGUUAAAUCCAACAUGCCCCUUCAAAAACAGACUGUUUCAUCACUUUCUCAAGAAUACUUCUUUAUAGAGCAUAAAAACACUACACGCCAUUUUUAUGAAAUUUGCAGUUGUCACAGAUUUGUUUGAAGUGCAUCCAAGUACAAAUCUAUUACACGUGCAAGACCUUUAAAUGGUCAAAGCCAGAAUUACUUUUUUUUUUACUCAAGAAACCCUUUUAGAACACAGCUAAUUUUGCUCAUAUUUACAUGAUGCCUUUAAAAACAGAACUGUUGAAUGAAAGACAAAUGCAAGUACGGGACCUUACGUUUUGAAGUGCAAUAUUGUUUGACUUAAAAUACACUGGGGACACAGUCUAAAACAUGCCGUUGUAACGGACACAGAAGCUAGAAAAGGCGAUUGUGAAGUAGUUCAGUCACUGUGAAACUUAGCAAACGCUUGCUUACUGCCUUAACCUCAUGCUAUAAAUGAACACUAAUUAAAAUGAG
Molecule: messenger RNA, 2123 nt
Organism: Clupea harengus (Atlantic herring)
Lineage: Eukaryota; Metazoa; Chordata; Actinopteri; Clupeiformes; Clupeidae
Gene: trim59
Product: tripartite motif containing 59
Biological process (GO): protein monoubiquitination
Molecular function (GO): zinc ion binding; ubiquitin protein ligase activity
Source: RefSeq, a predicted model, not a curated record